GGUUGUUUGUCCUACUUUUUGCACGUUUCUCGUGUUAAAAUGUGCUUUCCACAUCUUUUAAUGAUCUUUUAUGAUACGUUUCCAGAAUAAUGUCCAGCUCCCUGCCAGUGGUUUCUUCAGCAGCAGAGAGCUUAUACGUUCAGACAAUCUGAUUUGAUUGAAAACUCUGCAAAUCCCACUCUGGCCCCAGCGUUCAAUCUUACAUUAUCACACUGUCGCCCCAUAAACCCACUUCUUAAUCCUAAAGCCUUUUUAUUUUAUGGUCAGUGUGCCACAAAUCCCUCUUUGUAUUACCCCGCCCCCAUUUGACUGUAUAAGUGUGUGUGUGAGUCUGGAUGUGAGGGGAUGAGUUCCGCCACAGCUGGCAUUCUCAUCCAGGACUUUUUUUAGUGUCCUGCUCGGAGGGAAUCGGGGAACAACCCAAACUCAUACCUGGAUAAGGUCAAACGGAGGAUUUUUUAACCGGAUGAUCUGAUUAUUUUGACAUUUAUUGUGGUUUUGCUGAACUCUGAGGAUAUUCUUAACAAUUUUCUUUAAUUUGUUCUAAAUUUUGGGGGAGAACAAAGAUUUUAUUUUGUUUUUUUGGUCAAAUCUGCCAACAGCAGCCUGGAAAAAUGUUCUAGAGGAGAAAAGGACAAUUUUAUGCUGACCAUGACAACUCACUUUUGGAUACACAGCACUAUGUUUAUUUAAUCAUCCACAAAAAAAAAUUAAAAUAUUUUCAAACUUCACUAUUCAAGAACCCAUUUUUAUUUGGAAGAGCCACAAAAAAAGGAUCCACAUCUCAGCAAACUCGAUGCAGGACCCCCGAGCAUCACCUCAAUGAAAGGGCAUAAAGAAGAAGCGCGCUCUCGGUGAAACAGCAUCAGCACCGAUGCGCGUCCCCGCCCCGGCCGCGGCUGCCCAAGAUCUGGAGAAGGAGUUGGAGCUGUGCGAGUUAAAAGUUGGGCUAAAAGGGGUGUGAGAGGAUGCUGCAGAAGAUUUGAACACAAUCUGUGGAGAAACGCGUGAAAAGUGAAGGAUGCCUCGCGCACUUCUGGGCAUAUGCCUCCUGUUUUUGGGCUUCCAUUCAUCCUCAUCAGAUGAAUGUGUGGAUCCACUCGUCUCUGGACUUUAUGCUUCCUCCUUCUGGGCGUCUUCCAGAUAUAACUUUCUUUAUUCUGCUAAUUUUGCAAAGCUGUAUGGCAGCAGUGGCUGGUCUCCCUCCCCCAGGGACAGACAGCCAUGGCUGCAGGUGAACCUGGGCAGGAAGUACAAGCUGAGGGCGAUCGCCACCCAGGGCACCUUUAACUCGUACGACUGGGUCACCAAGUACACCAUCCUGUAUGGAGACCGCCCAGACUCCUGGACGCCAUACAUCAUGCAAGGAGGCAACUCUACACUGCCUGGGAAUUGGAAUUAUUAUCAAGUGAAGAGGAAUGUCUUCCAUUAUGCCUUUACUGCUAAACACAUUCGUCUGCUGCCUCUGGCGUGGAACACAGAGAACGGAGGCAAGAUCGGCGUGAGACUGGAGCUGUUUGGCUGUCCUUAUGAUUCUUAUGUGCUGCAGUACAACGGGGACGACUCGGUGAUCUACAUGUACCCGGAAAAAAGGUCCCGCACUCUGCAGGAUCACAUUGCUCUGAAUUUCAAAACUCUGGAGCAGGACGGGCUGCUGUUGCACAGUGAGGGGAUACAGGGGGACGUCUUUACCCUGGAGCUGAAGAAAGGCCGUCUUUACCUGCACAUCAGCCUUGGAAGCAGUGUUUUACACAAAAUUGAUGGUCGAAUUACCCUGACUGCUGGUAGCCUUCUUGAUAACCUCCACUGGCACUAUGUGACCAUCAAGCGCCAUGGACGACAGGUCAACUUUACAGUAGACAGUCAGACAGUGACAGCUAUCUGCAAAGGCGACUUCACUCACUUGGAUCUGGACUCCCAGAUGUACGUCGGAGGAGUGAUUGAGCCAAAUUUGCCUCAUCUCCCUACAACGCCGAAUUUCCGAGGCUGCUUGGAAAAUGUCUUCAUCAAUGACAUCAACGUCAUUGAUAUGGCCAAAAGAGAAGAACCAGAAAUCCGUAUUCCUCGAAAGAAAAAGCUGUAUUUUGCCUGCCGAGACAUCCUGCUCAAACCAAUGACCUUCGCCGGACCCAACAACUACCUACAAGUGCCUGGGUUCUUCAGAAGGCCUCGCAUGUUUGUCAAGUUCAAGUUCCGCUCAUGGGACUACACAGGACUGCUGAUGUUCACGCGCUUUGCUGACAACCUUGGUGCCCUUGAGCUGGGUCUAAGUGAGGGUCAGAUCAACGUGACCAUCUUCCAACCAGGAAACAAGAAAAUACAGUUUGCUGCAGGAUACAGGCUUAAUGAUGGGUACUGGCACUCCGUGGAUCUGGCAGCUCGAGACAACCUGCUGACUCUCACCAUAGAUGAAGAGGAAGCCUCGCCGCUAAAAAUCACCAACCCCUUCACCAUUAGGACUGGGGACCGCUACUUUUUUGGAGGUUGUCCAAAAACGAACAACACAAUAAGGAAGUGUGAGACAAAGCUGAAUCGCUUCCAUGGCUGCAUGCAGCACAUCUUCAUUGACAAUGAGCAGCUUGAUAUCGACAUUAUUUUGCAGCGGCAGUGGGGACGAUACGCUGAGCUUUUGUUGGGUACUUGUGGAAUCACUGAUAGAUGCACCCCAAAUCCGUGUGAACACGAGGGCAGAUGCAUCCAGUCCUGGGACGACUUCAUCUGCUUGUGUGAGAACACAGGAUAUAAAGGAGAAGUCUGUCACAUGUCGGUUUAUAAAGAGUCGUGUGAAGCGUACAGACUAAGUGGCAAAUACUGGUCCGGAAACUACACCAUUGAUCCGGAUCUUAGCGGGCCGCUGAAACCAUUCGAAGUGUACUGCAAGAUGAAAUCAUACAAAGCAUGGACGGUGAUCAUGCACGAUCGAACUGAAGCCACCACGGUGUCGGGGAGCUCCAUAGACCAGCCAUACAUAGGAGACGUCAACUACUGGAAUGCCUCCUGGGAUGAAGUUAGCGCUCUUGCUAACACCUCCAUGUACUGUGAGCAGUGGAUCGACUUCUCCUGCUACAAGUCCCGCCUACUAAACACACCAAAUGGGAGACCUUUCUCUUACUGGAUCGGUCGCAACAAUGAAAGUCACUAUUAUUGGGGUGGGACUUUCAGAGAAGUCCAAAAGUGCGGCUGCGCUGUCAACCAAACCUGCGUUGACCCAAAGUUUCAGUGCAACUGUGAUGCUGACUAUAGACAAUGGUUUUCCGAUAAAGGUUAUUUGGACUUUAGGGACCAUCUUCCAGUCAGGAAGUUGGUAAUUGGGGACACCAACAGGACUGGAUCACAAGCUCGUUUUACAGUUGGAGCACUCCGCUGCCAUGGCGAUAGAAGCAUUUGGAACACCAUUGCUUUCACAAAGCCAACGUACAUAACAUUCCCCACGUUAAGGCCUGGAACAACUAUUGACAUCUCUUUCCACUUUAAAACCUAUCGGGGCAAUUGUGUCUUCUUGGAGAAUUCUGAUGACCAUCUUAAAAACUUUGUCCGAGUAGAGCUGAACUCGACCCACAACCUUGCUCUCGUCUUCAUGGUUGGCGAUGGCAUCCUCAAUGUUACUCUGCACUCUCUCGUUCCUCUCAAUGACAAUGAAUGGCAUUUCGUUCAGGCUGAACUCAAUGUGAAAGUGGCUCGGAUUAAGGUAGAUUACCAGCCCUGGGCGGUCAAACGCUUUCCAGGUCAGACUUUUGUCACCAUGCAGUUCACCCAUCCUCUCCUUGUAGGAGCAGCUAAUCGUACCCUAAGACCUUUCCUAGGAUGCCUUCGAGGGUUACGUAUAAAUGGCAUUCCUCUCGAUUUGGAGGGGAAAGUAAAUGAAAUACAGGGCAUAAGGAGGAAUUGCACAGGGGAGUGUCUCAAUGCUACCAUACCGUGUCGAAACAGUGGUCAGUGCAUUGAAGGAUAUGCAUCCUAUACCUGCGAUUGUAACAACACAGCCUUCGAUGGGUUCUACUGUCACAGAGACAUUGGAGCUUUUUUUGAGAUUGGAUCAUGGCUGAGGUACAACGUUCGAAAAAAGCCGGUGACAGACGAAGCAGCGUGGGCAAACUGGAUCGAUCCGCACUACGACAAUUUCAGUCUGGGCUACAACGACACGGCAGACGACAUAGAGUUCAGCUUCAGCACGGUUCACACGCCAGCCGUGUUGCUCUACAUCAGCUCAUUCAUGCAGGACUACAUCGCUGUCAUCCUGAAAAACGACGGUAGUGUUGAUCUAAGGUAUAAGCUGGGACUCAUAACACACAAGUACCAACUGACUCACCGAAACCUGGCCGAUGGAUUUCCCCACUACGUGAACAUAACCAGGCACAACAGAACUAUCAAAACACAGGUGGAUUACAUGGAACCAAUCGUUGAAAAGAUAACCUUGGUGGAGGAUGCCAGGUUUGACUCCCCCAGGUCCAUGUAUUUGGGCAGAGUUAUGGAGGUUGGUGAUAUCGACUAUGAAAUUCAGAGGCACAACGCUCCGGGCUUCAUCGGCUGCAUAUCUGGGGUGAGGUACAACGUGUACGCCCCCCUAAAAGCCUUGUUCCGCCCAAAUGAAACAGACCCGCCGGUAACAACACAAGGCUACGUGUCCGAGUCCAACUGUGGGGCCUUCCCUCCUGUCCUGGGUUAUGUACCGUGGGAAGUAGACCCCUGGUUUACUGGAAUCGAAUAUUUUUACAUCCAUGAUGACCUAGGUCUGUUUUGGAUAACAGUUAUCGUCAUCUUGGCACUGCUGCUACUCUUCGGAGGUCUGUACACCAUCUACGUGUAUGCGUACCAACAGAAGGGCAGUUACCACACUAAUGAACCCAAAAACUUGGAGUCCCCCAGCAGCUCCAGACCGCUUACUGAGACCCUGAGAAGAGAAAAAAAGGCCCUUCCAGAAAUUGAAGAGGAGUUCCGAAGUGGCUAGUAUCACAGGACUUAUGGGACAAAGGGGUGGGGGUUUUACACAGGGAUUGGAGGGAGGGGGAAAUAGCACUUGCAAAAACCACAGUUACCUGUAGUAAUAUUUUGAAUUAUUUUGUCUCCUUUCUUACGCUUUAGUUUGUGUUUCUUUUCCCCUGUUGAGUGGGAUUUGACGCCUGGUGCUCUACUUUUCAUAGUAUGUAUUUUGGUAAGUUCCAGUUUUGCUGGGUUUCAAGUUCAAACAAAGCCCCAUAUUGCAUGAGUAGCCAACAAGUCUCACACUGUAUUGCAGGGUGAAAUACUGAAGUGCCUCUUCUGAGCGGGCUUGAUCUGAAAGCUUUAUGGCUAAUUCAGUGAGAGUUUAGACACUGUGGGAAAAUGGAUGUUAAUGGACGAAUAACUGGAACAUCAGAUUCAAGUGUUCAGGCUUGCAUUGAUUGAUUUCUUUAGAGACAUGUUUCAGUCCAGGGAAAGUUGUGAGUAGCUGUAAAAUGGAUUUCCAUCUUAAAUAUACCUUUUGAUGACAAUCUAUCAUGAAGCCAUCAUUAAAAUCACAAGAAAUAAUCUCUCACUGAUUUGAAUUGAGAAUUUAUCACUUUGCUUGCGAAGCAACUUAACAAAAAAUCUAAGAUAAAUCAAUGUGAAAGAGUUGACGAAGGGACAAAAACAGUAAACUCAAGAGAGGUAUUGAUAAGCAUGGAGCUUUAUGCUUUAAGAUGAUUUUAAAAAGGUAUGUAUGCUUAUAUUUGCUCUACUACACCCUAUAACUGUGCAUAACCUUUACAGAACGAUGAAUUCAAAGUAGCCAUAGUGUCAGUACAUAGCAGCUUUGCAGGGUAGUUUGCUCAGAUCACCACACUUUCUCAACAAUGACCCUUAGGGACUUAGAAUGUGAUGAUUUGAAGAAAUAGUACCUCGGGGUGUGAGAGCUUGGUGUCAUGCGGAAUCAAAAUGAACAUCAAGUUGACAAAAGUUGGAGUGACCUCAAUACCUGAUUUGCCCUUUCUUUUGUCUCACUUCUGGUUGCUUUUAAAUAAAGUCAAGCUGCUCUCAGCUUGGUGCUACGCAGUGAUAGUCUCAAAAACAAAGACCUAAUAAAACCAUAGAGUUCUUCCACAAUCCUUUAAGUGUGGUGAUAGACGGACUUCAGGGAACUGCAGCUUCCUAAACCAAGGUGGGAAGUACUCACAUAAACACACAAGUUACAACUGAACAAAGGACCACAAAAGAUUAGAAGGUAGGAUUUUACUUAAUCUCACACUGCUAAAAUACUUUCACUCAAUGCUGUAGGGUAGAGGAUAGUCCGUAGAUAGUGCCUCUAGACUGGCAAACCGGGUUGGGGACCUUCUUUUCAAGAAUGGGGACUGCGGGUGAGGUGCUCCAAUGGCCAAUAGUGCUCCAGUAGUGAAACCUCUGCAUCAGGAAACACAGGGUAGUUUCCAAUCCUGCGUUUGAGGGUUCUUGGGAGUUUGCCCAUCCAACCCUCAUGUGCUUUGUGGAUUUGGUGAAAGUGUUCAAUCUUGCCACUCAUGGGAUUCUGUGGGAGGAACUCUGGGAACAUGGAGGUCCAAGACCGCUUACUGAGAGCCGUUCAGUGUCAGUGCAACCACAGUAGAAGUUCAGGAAGUAAACCCUUCCUUGUUGGACUCUAGCAGGGAUCCUUUUGCAAUUGGUUUUAUUGACAGAACUUUCAGGUGCAUCCAGGAGCCUGAGAGUCCGGUUUCAUCUCUGCUUUUUGCAGAGGAUGUAGCACAGGAAUAGGCAACUCCAGGCCUCGAGGGCCGCAUUCCUGUCUGUUUUCUGGCAUGUUCUAAUCGGCUAGACACACAUGAACCAGAUAAUCAUGAGUAGGGCUUGGAUAUCUGGAAAUCGUGCAAGACACUGCGGCCCUCGAGGUCUGGAGUUGUCUAUCCCUGAUGUAGCAUGUUCAGUUGGCUUCAUCCAACCAGGACCUUCAAUGUGCACUGGUGCUGUUAGCUGGUAAGUUUUGACCUAUUGAAGAGAAUUAGCAAGUCAGAGACCGUUAUUGUAGACUGCAAAAAAAGGGUUUGUCCUUUUCUGGUGGGCGGAGAUCUUUUGUUCCAUAUAUGGAAGAGUUUGGAAGACAAAGUUUUGAGUUAACUAGUCUUUGUUUCUUCCUUCUCUCCUGGCCAUGACCUUUGAGAUCUUGGAUAAAGUGGCUGAGCAGAGUUUCCUCCGCAGGGUGGCUGGUCAUUCUCUUAGAGAUAAGGUUGAGGAGCUCUGUCACCCAGGAAGAAAUUGGAGUAGAUCAACUGAUUGUCUGUAUUGAGAGAGGCCAGUUGAGGUAGCUUGAACUUCUAUUCUGAUUGUCUCCUGGACGCCUCCCCGGAGAGGUUUUUCAGGUAGGGUUUCCAGGGAUGCGCUAGAGCAGGGGUGUCCAAAGUCAUUCCUUGAGGGUUUUCCAGAAACCCUGCCUUAUCUGCUGCUGAUUACCUGGAUCAGGUGUGUUUGGCCAAUAAGGAGUUUCAAUGGCAGGUUGGUUGGAAAACAGGUAGGACACCGCCCCUCGAGAACUGACUUUGAACACCCCUGUGCAAGAGAGACUACAUCUCACGGCAAGCUUGGAAUCGCCUUGCAGUUGCCCCGGCAGGAAGUUUCUGUGGACAGGGAGGUUUGGGCAUCUAGCUGACCACAACGCCAUCCUUGCUGCUACUUGUUAAGCUGCUUCUAAAGACAAUUUGAGUUCUACCUUUAGCUUAGUGAAAUCUCCCUUACCUGCAAGAGGAUUUUUCAUUUGGUGCAACCAAAGCUUCCAGCUGUAAUCACCUGCUGCAGCUCCGCUUCCCUCUAAAACACUAGUGUUUCAGCAGGUUUCAAAGGCAACAGCAUUACUUUUGCACCAUAUUAGCUAUGCAUAUUUAGAGCAUGAGCGCACUUUGCAAUAACAUGCAAUAAUAAAAGCUUCCUUUCAGCCACGAAUGUUAUCGUCUUUGAUUUGCAAAUGUACAGUAGCAAGUUGAUAAUGUGAAUAAAAGUGAUUGUAACAAAGCUUUGAGCUCUUCCUACCCCAAUGGUUUGUACAAAACAAGUUCAACGGAAUGUAUAUCCUUUGACUCUGUAAUGUAUGGGCAGACACUACGGUGAAAACCUGUUCUAAUGUUUUUAUAGUAGACUGCUGUGAAAGUACCAUUGAUAAAAGCUUUUGGAUCGCUCAGGAUAAAGAAAGUACAGUACUCACCCUCUGUGGUUCUGACAGAACUCCACAUUGUUGGAUGUCUUCCGCUACAGAUGGGCGCGACUGUGCAAAAACUGUACAGUGAGAGGAUGUAAAAACUGCAAUCACUGUAAAGGUACCCUUGUAUGAACCUGUACAGAUCUGGCCACCUGUGGUGUCUGACCAUUGUGUUGCCAGGAUGUGUUCUAUUGUCAGACGAAUGAAAGGUGAGCAGAGACUGAAAGUGGUGGGUUGACACUAAAACUGACUAUUUUUUGUCACAUUGGCAACUCAAACCAUUACACAAAACAUUGUUCAAAUAUGCUUUUAUGCACACAAAAAAAACACCUCGAUAAACUGGCUAUAAACUUAGCAGUGUCACAUGAUUGCCACUCACAUUGUAGUUUGUGUGGUCCUUUGAGUGUGUUUGUGUGACUUAGCUAUUUUGAUGCUUGUAUAGUUAUAGUUUACCCUACAGUGAGUAGUAAAUACAAAUGUGCACUAAAGCCAACUAUCCAACACACUAAAUGUUUUUCACUAGGUGAGAACGGGACUUGUAAAGAUGUGUUUUAACUGCAGUGAACAGAAGAGGGAGACAAACAGCAGGGUGGGCUUCUUGAACUUUAGUCUCAGUAAUAAGAGGUCAAUGAAGUCAGCAGGAGAUGACAUUGAGGUGGGAUUUUGCUCGACUCCACACUCUAAAAAGGAGAUCUGAAAAUGUACUAUAGCUUUGGUUAUUUUGCUGGCAAACUAUUCGUGAAACCAGAAGCGGAAGACAAGUUCAUUCAGCUCAGAUCCAUCUGUACCACCAUUCCUUCAACAACGAGCCAAUUGUAAAUUGUGUUUUUGAUCACAUGUUUUGGACUUAUGUUACUCCAGUUUGUUUUGUAAAGAAAAAUAAAAUCACUGUAAAUGACCAUUACUGUUAAAUCAAGGCUAAGCCUGACUUCCAUCUCAAUAAAAGAAGCUUGAAUGAG
Oryzias melastigma (Indian medaka) is the source of this 9096-nucleotide messenger RNA. It is a transcript of the gene cntnap1, whose product is annotated as contactin associated protein 1. The transcript is spliced from 24 exons. Lineage: Eukaryota; Metazoa; Chordata; Actinopteri; Beloniformes; Adrianichthyidae. The record is from RefSeq and is a predicted model, not a curated record. The coding region runs from base 1022 to 4948 and encodes 1308 amino acids.